GCUAGAGAAUUGAGUGGCGGGAACUUUAAGGAUUCGGUGAUUCCCUUGAAUGCUGGAAAGUACCGUACCUUUCCGCUCGUUCUCCUUGUCCGUGAAUUCGACUGAACUCCGAGGUUGCUUCUUGAUUGCAUUCCUAUUGAAACCGUGCACUGAUAUUUGAUUUCAACUUGUGAUGGAAGCUCCUAAGAAUUUUCCGUUCCCAUUCAUUCCUUACGGAAUACAAACAGAUUUUAUGAGGAAUCUUUAUGAGGCAAUUGAAGACGGGAAAAUUGGUAUUUUCGAAAGUCCAACUGGAACUGGGAAAUCAAUGAGCAUCAUUUGUGGAGCUUUAAAAUGGCUCCAGGAUAAUGACAAACGAAUUCGAGGAAUCCUUGAAGAGGGAACUGCAGUAACAGAAACAAAUGAUGAUGUUCCAACAAAAGCAACUGACGUUUCUGAAGAACCCGAUUGGAUCACAGAAUUUGUUCAAAAACAAGAGCAAAAAAAUGAAGAAAAAGAAAUGAGAGAUGUUGCUAAGAAAUUACAAUCAAGGGACAAAAAGAUGAAAAGAAUUCUAGACGGAAUACAGCGAGAUUCUUUUGAUGAACCAAGCAAGAAAAAGAUGAAAUAUGUGAAAGGAAUGCUGAAGCAAGAUGAAACUCUACAACUCAUGGAAGAAGCAAAAAGGGAACUUGAAAACCGUGACAAGAAUCAAACUGGCGCUGGUGACAAUGACAGUGUGGGCAAUGACACAGAAAUUGUAUUAGAUGAAUAUUACAGCGAUGAUGAGAAUGAAAAAAAAAUUGAUGAUGGAGAAGAUGAAGACAGUUGUGUUCAAAAAAUCUAUUAUUGCAGCAGAACACAUUCACAGCUUACACAAUUUAUUCGUGAAGUACAGAAAUCUUCUUAUAGUCAGACGUCGAAUGAUGAUUCCAACUUCUUUGUUACUGUUGUUCCUCUUGCUUCUCGUCAAUCUCUUUGUAUCAAUGAGUCUGUGCGAAGAUUAUCUUCUGUACAACAAAUGAAUGAAAGAUGUCUCGAUAUGCAGAAAAAUAUUACUAAGGAAAAAGAUGAGGACAAAGAAAAUAAAAACAAGAAGAAGAAAUCUAAAAGCACAUGUCCAUUCAAAACAACAUCCAAUGUAAAUGAUCUCAGUGAUAAAAUUCUUGGGAAAGUACAAGAUAUUGAGGAGAUUGUAAAAUCUGGCAAGGAAAUUACAGCUUGUCCAUACUAUGCUACUAGACAGGCUAUUCCUUUAGCACAAUUGAUUGUUGUUCCAUAUCAAACAUUGCUUCAUGAAUCUACAAGGAAAGCAUCAGGAAUCAAAUUGAAGGAUUCUGUCAUUAUUGUUGAUGAAGCACACAAUUUAGUUGAUACAAUCAGCAACAUCCAUAGUAUUGAGGUAACUUGUGCUCAAGUUCUACGUGCUCAUAACCAACUAACCCAAUACUCACAAAAGUUCAGUAAGCGACUCAAAGCAAAGAACUUGAUGUAUGUUAAACAAAUUUUGUUUAUACUGAGGAAACUUAUGUCUGUUAUGGGGAUUUCACAGUCUGCAACAGGUAUAUUGGAUGACCAUAAAUCCAUAAGAGGAAAUGAGAAUACAUCUUCGGGAAUUCAAAGAAAAGGACAAAUACAAACAACUUUGAUGACAAUUCAUAAUUUUUUGUUUAAAGCUAGCUUGGAUAAUAUUAAUCUUUAUAAGGUUUUGCGAUAUUGUGGAAGAAGCAUGAUAUCUCGAAAGUUGAAGGGGUUUGUUGAAAAAUAUGAAAAUUCUGGAUCAGUUUUGAAACAAGAAAGUUCAUCUUUAACAAAAUUCCUGUCAAAUGCUAAAAAAGUACAAGGCACAGAGCAGAACACAACAGAUAUCAACUCGGAUUCUAUGCAACCAGCGAUGAGAUCUCCACUUAUGCAUAUUGAAAAUUUUCUUUCAUCUCUUACUUCUAUGAAUGCCGAUGGUAGGAUUGCAUUAACGACAUUAAAACAUCAAAAUGGCCAAACAUUAAACCAAUCAGAAGUUAAGGAAAUUGCUUCAAUUAAGUUCCUUUUACUCAAUCCAGCAGCACAUUUUAAAGAUGUUGUAAAUGAAUGCCGUUCUUUGAUAGUUGCCGGUGGGACAAUGCAACCAUCAUCUAGUUUUGUCAACCAGUUACUUGCACCUCUCGGUGUGCCAAGCACCAAAAUAUUUGAGUUUUCAUGUGGACAUGUUAUUGAUAAAGAUCAGCUUCUACCUCUUGUUGUUUGUUCCGGCACAUCUGGAACACAAUUUGAAUUUACAUUUGAAAAAAGAAUGAAUUUUAAACUGAUUGAUGAACUUGGAAGAACUCUGUGUAAUCUAUGUAAUGUCGUACCGGGUGGAAUUGUUUGCUUCUUUCCUUCAUAUGAUUAUGAAAAGAUUGUUCAUACUAGAUGGAAUGAGACAGAAAUCUUGAAAAGAAUUUCGCUAAAGAAAAAGAUAUUUCGUGAACCAAAGAAAACAAGUCAAGUUGAUCAAAUAUUGAAUGAAUAUUCAACAUGUAUAAUGAGAACAAAAUCUGGGAACGAUAAGAUUACAGGUUCUCUGCUACUCAGUGUUGUUGGGGGAAAAAUGAGUGAAGGAAUUAAUUUUUCUGAUGACCUGGGAAGAUGUGUUGUUAUGGUUGGAUUACCAUAUCCUAACUUGUAUUCAGCAGAAUUGAAAGAAAAGAUGGCAUACUUGGAUGCAAAUAUGCCUAGAGUUGGAACAAAGUCAGCUGGACAGUCAUAUUAUGAGAAUUUGUGUAUGAAAGCUGUUAAUCAAUCCAUUGGAAGAGCCAUUCGCCAUAGAAAUGACCAUGCCUGCAUUGUACUUGCCGAUCAUCGUUAUGCAAAAAUGAACAUCAAAUCCCAAUUACCAUCAUGGAUUUCUGACAAACUACAAGUUGCUGACAGAUUUGGUAUUGCAUUCGGUGCUGUUCGAAAGUUUUUCAUGGAAAAGAAGACUGCAAGCAGAUGAAAUGAUAGCGCAAUUGAUAAGAAUGCUAAAAAGUAUCGUAAUCACAAAUUACAUUCCAUUUUCAACAUUCAACAGUACAUCCCCCAAUUUAAAAUAUAUAUGCUUAUUU
Messenger RNA from Styela clava, 3062 nucleotides. RefSeq names its product ATP-dependent DNA helicase DDX11-like. Lineage: Eukaryota; Metazoa; Chordata; Ascidiacea; Stolidobranchia; Styelidae. Gene Ontology annotation, biological process: nucleobase-containing compound metabolic process; establishment of sister chromatid cohesion. Gene Ontology annotation, cellular component: nucleus. Gene Ontology annotation, molecular function: DNA helicase activity; hydrolase activity, acting on acid anhydrides, in phosphorus-containing anhydrides; ATP binding. The record is from RefSeq and is a predicted model, not a curated record.